Molecule: messenger RNA, 868 nt
Organism: Anopheles stephensi (Asian malaria mosquito)
Lineage: Eukaryota; Metazoa; Arthropoda; Insecta; Diptera; Culicidae
Product: proteasome subunit beta type-2-like
Exons: 2
Coding region: 118-735 (205 amino acids)
Biological process (GO): proteasomal protein catabolic process
Cellular component (GO): proteasome core complex; proteasome core complex, beta-subunit complex; nucleus
Molecular function (GO): peptidase activity
Source: RefSeq, a predicted model, not a curated record
ACAAUAAAUUUCUUGUUUGUCAUUCUCACGGUCUCAUCGGCAUCUUCACCGAAACAACUGAACGCCUGUAAACUUAAUUUCAUUGCGAAGAGAUCUUGCACAGUGUUGUUUUAAAACAUGGAAGCUUUAAUGGGAAUUCGCGGUCCGGAUUUCGUGAUGCUGGCCGCCGAUUGCACGCACGCCCAUUCCAUCAUGGUGCUGAAGGACGACGAAGACAAGAUCUUGAAGGUGUCCGAUAACCUGAUGAUGGCCACCAUGGGCGAGGCGGGCGAUCGUGUACAGUUCACCGAGUACAUUAGCAAAAACAUACUGCUGUACCGAAUGCGCAACGGGUACGAGCUAGGGCCGAAAGCGGCGGCACACUUUACUCGCCGCAAUUUGGCCGACUAUCUGCGCUCCCGCACACCGUACCAUGUCAACAUUCUGGUCGGUGGUUACGAUGAGGUGGAUGGUCCACAGCUGCACUACAUCGACUAUUUGGCCAACUCGCUGCCGGUUAAGCAUGCGGCACACGGUUACGGUGGCAUGUUUGUGAACAGUAUCUUCGACCGGUACCAUCACGACAAAAUCACGCAGAAGGAAGCGUACGAAAUUUUCCGCAAAGGGGUGACCGAGAUUCACAAGCGGUUGAUUUUGAACCUGCCCAACUUUAAGGUGGCCGUGAUAGAUAAGGAAGGCGUAAAGUAUCUUGACGAUAUUACGCCGGAAUCGCUGAAGCAGGCUUCCGCUGCCUAGGUGACACAAACACACUGCGCGACCGUUUGCCUUCUCGGGGGCGUUCUAUGUUCGGUGUGGGGGGAAGGAUUUUUGUCUUGUAUUCGGAAUAAAACCAAUCUACAUAAAAGUUUAUAAAAUGUAUCAAUCCAAA